Messenger RNA from Lutzomyia longipalpis, 3683 nucleotides. RefSeq names its product bicaudal D-related protein homolog. Bases 1104 to 2747 code for a protein of 547 amino acids. NCBI's taxonomy places the organism in Eukaryota, Metazoa, Arthropoda, Insecta, Diptera, Psychodidae. The record is from RefSeq and is a predicted model, not a curated record. The transcript has 8 exons.
ACAGUGAUAGAGGAUUUCCUGCCCAAUCAAUUUCCACCACCCCCACCUCCCCACAUAUCACCUGCAGCUAUUGAGUUUUCCAAUUUGUCCCCGACAACAUUUUCUUAUCAGAGAGAAGAUAAAUCGGUGGGAGUUAUCGCACCAGCGAGAGAUACACAAAAACCCAAUGAGACUUCCAUCAUGCCCAGUGACUCACCUGAAAUAUUAAAUGGGAUUUUAGUUAAAUGUGUGUUCUUGAGUGAAUUUUUUAAACGAUAAAAAAAGAGAAAAGCUCUUUAUUGACUCACACACGAGCGCUAUACCAAAGGAGAGCGAAAGACGAUGUGUUGGAGAAAAGUGCAAUUACAUCUUGAAAAAACAUUUAAGCUUUACAACUUAACACUUUUAUAUCUAAUCAAAAAAUAGGAGUAGUUAUUGGUAUAUUUUGUGUUUUUUUUUCUCAGAAACAGAGUUGUGUGUUUUUCCACGCGAAAUCAACACCUUUUUCUCACCUCCAUCAUCUGUGCCUCUGUGUGAAAGCAUUAUUCGUGGCAGCAAAUAACCCACAUUGAUUCUAGAACUUGUGUUCCAUUUUGCACAGAAAAUAUUAUCUCAAAUUUCGUACUGAGACACUGAAAAAGUAAAAAAAAAUACUGAAGAAAAAAAAGAAAACAACCAACGGAGCAAAAGAAGUUAAGUAAUCCCACUUGUGUGAAAUCGAUAAAAUUCGGUGGUACAAUCAAUAAUAGCCCGUGUUCAAGUGAGAUUUCCACAGUGUGGAUUUUCCCCCCAUAGAAAAUUUGUAUUUACAAACAUGAAUUCAUAAAUCAUAAAAAAUAAAAGAUUUCUUUGUGGCCUCCAAGUGUAGAAAAGAUCACUUUUUUCAAGUGAAAACGGAAAAAUUAUGUGAUUUCGUGUCUAUUGGUGAUAAAAUUUAAAAUAUUUCUUUAAAGAAAAAAAAAACAUUUAUUCGCUACUCACAGUGUUUUAUGCAGGAAAAUAAUAAAUAAUAAUAUAAACGAGUCACGAGAGAGAGACGGGGGUUUGCUAUACUACUCUAAAUUCCUGGCACAACGUCUGGAGGAAUUUUCCAAAGGAGUGUGGUGGCGUCACAACGAAGGGGAAUGGCAACGGCAGCUAAGAAAACCAAACCCACCCUUGAGGAUUAUAUUUUCGACAUGGAAACAAGACCUCCAGAUGCGGGAAAAUCCGCCGAGGGUGAUCUCUGGGCGCAGUUGCAGCAAAAGGAAGCUGAUCUCGUCCUAGCGGCUGAAUUGGGAAAAGCUCUACUGGAAAAGAAUGAGGAAUUAGCCAAGCAGCAAGAAAAAAUCAUUGAAGAGUACUCGGCAAAGCUUGAGAACUUGGAGCAGGAAAAGCAUGUGUUGCGUCGAAAAUUGUCCAUGGCACAGAGUGAUGGAGAUCAACGAGUGCUGGAACUUCAGGCGGAUCUCAAGGAAUUCCAAACGAAAUUGGAGGCGCAAGAGCAGAAUGUACGACAGGCAGAACGGGAGAAGACCCUCCUGAUUGAGGAGCUAACAGCACAGAAUGCCCGCCUGACGUCACAACUGCAAGAAGCAAAUCAUCUUGAGGCCCAACUUACGGCACAAUUGCAGGAAGUACGAGAUCAAUACAGUUUGCGCAACACGAGCUUACAGGAUCACGUGAGCAGCCUCGAGAGUCUCAAGGAUGAACUGCGCCUUGUGGCUGAGAAGAAGAGUGAGCUUGAGAAGAGAUUGCAGGCGUGUGUGCGCGAGAGGGAUGCCCUGAAUUCCGCACUGGAGGAAGCUUCGGAUCGGAUACAUUCACUGGAACGGCAUGCGAGAGAGCAGGAGACAAAAUUGCAGACCACCAUUCGGACACUGGAUCGCCUCCAGAGGGAGAACAACACGCUCACGGAGCGGCUUGAGUAUGCGGGCAAUCAGGGAUCACCAAAGUCACAGGGUCCGCGGUCACUUCUUGCUGAGAUGGAGUGCGAAGAGGAGCUCGAUGGUGCGACGGAGGACCAUCAAAAUAAUCUACAUCUACAUCCCAUCAUUAUGGAAGCAAAGGCUGUCUACAAGCAACUCAAGACACUCUGUGGUACCCUCAAGAGUACUCAUGAUGAUGAUUCUGGACUCCAUUCGGAUUUAUCCUUGGGCUCCAUGGAUAACACAAUCUCCUCCCAACCGUCGGAUUUUGGACUGAGUGGAGCAACAGAUAAGGAGCCCUUCCGGCAGGGGAUGCUUUCAGCUGCAGCUGAUGAUCUCAUGAGGAGUAUCAUGGCCCUCGAUUCAGUACACUUCAAAGCGAUGCUGGAUCAAGCUAGAGGUACUAAUGCCGACCAGGAGGAUGAACUAAGGCGACGGCAGGACAUUAUUAUGGAACUCGAGAGCAAGCUCUCUGUAUGCGAAGUGGAAUUGAGUAGUGCUCUGGAGGAGAGAGAUCAAGCGAGGAAGGAUGCGAGUCAGAGUUCUCUGGCGCAGGAUGAAGCCGUGGCACAGGCAAGACUUGAUCGGGAUAAUGCCGUGUCGAGGAGGACAAAGGCUGAGGUGGAUCUGGCAAAGACCCGCGUGGAACUGAUGCAGGCCAAUGGGCAACUCCUUGAGGCCAUUCAGCAGAAGGUUGAGCUUUCGCAGCAGCUGGAGCAGUGGCAGAUGGAUAUGCAUGAACUGAUUGAGGAGCAGAUGAAGAUGAAACUCAAUGAGACAAAUAGGACGCGGCAAGCCAAGUCAGAAGCUCCAGCAGUGCCUAAGAGAUCAUACAGAAUUCUGAGUUUAUUUCAGCGAUGAUCACAUCAGCGGUCAUCACACCACCAGAGCAACAAUUCCGUGUGCAUUUAAUUCUUCUCAGAUGGCAUUCCCAGCCCUUUGUGUCCUUUCCUCCUUCCUGGCACACACACACCUGGCGAACCAGGGGGAUGAGACGUGCAUUGAUUUCCCCCCGCGUGGGAAGCACCUUCAUGUUGUACUUAAUUGGACCAAAUUAAUUUUUAAUGUAGCCUAAUUUCUUUUCCACUUUCUCCCUUCCAUCGAUGGUAGUUUUUUUUUACGAUAAUUUUUCCUGCUCCUUUUCCUUCGAUUAAUUUAUUACCAAUUGCGUGUUAUAUAUAUUUUCUACUUUACAAUACUAUAUACCUACUAUAUAUACACAUCUCUUCUGUGCCUGAGUCGAAAAAAAAAACAAAACCGAGAGAGAGAGAGAUUAAUUAUAGAGAAAAGAAAAACAUUCCUUAUUCGACCGAAGCUUCAGUCUCUCCCCUGUUAAAUGUGCGCAGAAGAUGAUUGAUUUUAGGUAUUACCUGCACCUACAAUUAAUGGAAUUCCUAAUUCAAUCAUCGCGCAACUCUAUGAGCUGUGGCUAUAUUUACAAUUUUUUUCUAUCGAAGACGAAAAAGAUUAACCCCCAAAGAAUUUAAUCCUAAAUAGAAUAUUAUUAUUAAAUAAAAUUGUAGGAGAGCUUGUUGUGUCAGAAUUUUAACUGAUUUUUUUCUAUAGAUAGAGAUUCUCUUAUAAAAUAAUAUUGUACUUAAUAAAAAAUAAUAAUAAAUGUUACUAUAAAAAAAUCACUUUAAGAAAUAAAACGAAAAAUAAGGGAGAUGUUAUAGAGAAGCAAAAAAAAAGAAAGCAUCCUUUGCACGUCUUUGUAAAACCUACAAAAUUUUACCAUGUUGAGUAUAAAUGAGAGAAGGCGAAAGAAGAGAAAUAAAUAAAAUUUUGUGAAAAACA